Molecule: messenger RNA, 1992 nt
Organism: Nerophis ophidion (straightnose pipefish)
Lineage: Eukaryota; Metazoa; Chordata; Actinopteri; Syngnathiformes; Syngnathidae
Gene: rhov
Product: ras homolog family member V
Exons: 3
Coding region: 102-812 (236 amino acids)
Biological process (GO): small GTPase-mediated signal transduction
Molecular function (GO): GTPase activity; GTP binding
Source: RefSeq, a predicted model, not a curated record
GAACGCGUCCCUCCUGUAACAGAGCAAAUGCAACACACCGGAUGGUACCGACCGCAGGGGUUGACUGAGUCCGCCAUCAAACGCUCCUUGUACGGCCCGAAAUGCCACCGCAUAUGGAGUACUUCUACCACGAGUCCCGCGUCCCCUCCGCUUGCGGGCUAACCCGGGAGGACGAGCUGGAACCCGGCGUCAUCAGCUGCAUGCUGGUCGGGGACGGAGCCGUGGGCAAGACCAGCAUGAUCGUCAGCUACACUACCAACGGCUACCCGGUGGACUACCGGCAGACUGGCUUUGACGUCUUUUCUGGUCAGGUCCAAGUUGAUGGGACCCCAGUCCGAGUUCAGCUUGUGGACACAGCAGGACAGGAAGAGUUUGACGAGUUUAGGUCGCUGUCCUACUCCCACGCGGACGUCUUCCUCCUGUGCUUCAGCAUGGUCAACCCCACCUCCUUCCACAACAUCACCAAAAAAUGGGUCCCUGAGAUCCGCGCCUACAACCCCACCUCACCCAUCAUCCUCGUCGGCACACAGUCGGACCUCCUCCUGGACGUCAAUAUCCUCAUCAACCUGGACCGCUCCAACGUCAAGCCUGUCCCCAGCACUCGGGCACAGAACAUGGCGGAGAAGAUCCGGGCUGCCGACUACAUUGAGUGCUCGUCGCUCACGCAGAAGAACCUGAAGGAGGUGUUCGACACGGCCAUCUUUGCCGCCAUAAAGAACAAGGGCCGGCAGGCCAAAAAGAGGCGCUCGUCGGACAGGGGGACUAAAACCUUUUCCAGGUGCAGCUGGAAAAAGUUCUUCUGCUUUGUCUGAGCGUCGAUUCUCCGGGCUGUGGACCAACGCUUUUUAAUUUAUUCACAGCUUGUGGAAAUCUCUCUCAAACAGAGAAGACUUGACAGAAUGGGAAGAAUGCUCUGGAGCUUCUGAUUUAUGCAUAGUUUGUUGCCAGGCUUGUACCAUAUCAGGACAGCUUUGUUGAAAACAUGCAAAACCAUGUCAGUUUUGCAUGUCUGUGUGGCAAAAGACAGGGCGUUGAAUUUAGGUUUCAUUACACGAAGCGUUCAGAGCACUCUCCUUGUUUUCACCUAUUUAUAAUGUCUGGUUGCUGUGCGAGGUUUCACAUUCUUACCGACUGGUUCCAGUGCCUCGCGAUAAUUAACUCACAGGGAAUUUUUGUAUUGUUACGAAAGGCUUGUGUGUGUGUGUGUGUGCGUGCGUUCAUGUGGUUUUUGCCGUACAAGGAGAAAAAUAACAUUUAGUUUUGGUUUUCAACUUCCUGGCAAUCAUCAACCAGGAACGUCCAGUAUGUAGCAUUUAAUAGACUUUGUUUGGAGUGUCUAGUUUGUCUUUUUAACAUCAAAACCAGCAUCGGCAGGCAACUAUGGUUCUAAGAAGAAGAUGAAUUGCAUCUUUCAGGUUGGCAGACUAAGGGAAGAUUUAAGAUGCACCUGAGGGAAGUGCCCCGAUGUCUCCAGAUACAACUGGAUGAGAUGACAGGAUAUUGAGAAAUCUGGUCCUCCUUAAGGAGUCUACUGCCCGCGCCAACCCAGGUGGACUAAACCAGUAAAUCUAAGACAACCAAAGAGCAGCGUCAAACUUUUGUGUUUAAGGGUCUACGGCCCCCACAAAGAUGUGAAAGGACAGAAAAAGAUUGCAUAAACUAACUCAGGCACACUCCAAGGUACAAACUUGACUGCAAAAACAGCACUAUAAAUUCAAUGUGGCUCCAAUGAAGUUGCAAACUUCUUAUAGGACAGCGUCAUCUGCUGAGUAUGGUGGGGCACUGUCAAUGCAAAGAUUGUGGGGUAUCGGUACAAUAAAAAAGUAAUAUUUUGUAUCGAUAUGUGUAUAAUUGAGCAAAACUUGAUUAUGCUUCUUGUGGAAGCGGAAUGGACCAUGUUUGUUUUCAAACAUCACUUGUCUGUUAUUGUGGAGCCCAUGUGUUUUCUUUACAUGUCAGAGUGAUUGACGCAAAUAAAUGAAGUGCAAAUUA